Messenger RNA from Eucalyptus grandis, 1130 nucleotides. Its product is annotated as CASP-like protein 5C1. NCBI's taxonomy places the organism in Eukaryota, Viridiplantae, Streptophyta, Magnoliopsida, Myrtales, Myrtaceae. The record is from RefSeq and is a predicted model, not a curated record. The coding region runs from base 408 to 866 and encodes 152 amino acids. Gene Ontology annotation, cellular component: membrane. The transcript is spliced from 3 exons.
CACUGUAGAUCCCUUCCACGGGUCCCAACCCCCUCCUCAAAAUUUGCCCCCCCAAGAAACUGCAAUCGCAGAGAGAGAGAGAGAGAGAGAGAGAGAGAGUUUUUGUCAGAGGCUGACAGUUCCCUCUCCACAGGGCUCCGGUUUCUUGCCAUUCCUUUCAUGGCCGUAUAGGAUUCUUGGGAGGAAGAGAGCGCACCCUUAUGCUUGUUUUGGCCAUCUGUCAGCAGUUGGGUUGGUGGGUCUGUCUUCUUUAUCAUAUAAUUUGAUCGAGGAGGAGUUGAAUUCUGUGAUGGCUUGCGGGUGGUUACGAUGAAUGGCCAUCGUCGUGCUGAUGAUGAGGCAGGAGGCGAGAGAAGUCGUUCCGCAAUAGCGAGGGGGUUGCGAAUCUAUGCGAGAAGGAGGAGGGGAUGGAUGAAGUGCCUGGCUCGGUGGGGACGAGCGCGAGUUUCGCUCUGAGAUUGGGCCAGACCAUCUUCUCUUCUGCUUCUCUCCUCUUCAUGUCCCUUGGCGUUCAGUUCUACAGCUACACCGCUUUCUGCUACUUGGUCACAAUCAUGGGUUUAAACAUACCGUGGAGUUUUACCUUGGCAUUGGUGGAUGGAUACUCCGUCCUGUUUAAGUGCCCGCUCCGACAACCUGGAGUUCUCCUCAUCAUCGUAAUUGGAGACUUGGUGCUGUCUACUCUCACACUAGCGGCAGCUAGCUCAACAGCUAGCGUCGUGGAUCUGCUGGUGCAUGCCAACGGGCCUUACAUCCCUCCAAAGUUCUGCAGUAGAUAUCAAAUAUCGGCGGCCAUGGCUUUCUUGUCGUGGUUUUUGUCCCUCGCUUCGUCGCUGUUCAACCUCUGGUUGCUUCCAGCUUUGUGAAUUCUCUGGCUCUCAAGAUUUUGCAGUGUUCAGUGGAAAUGUUCCGUGACAAUCUCACAACUGAACGGUGUUUAGCAUUCACGUUUACAGAAAAAAAGAUCUCUGGCUAUACUGUAAUGGAAAUUAUAGCAUUGAGCGUGCAAUUGUAGAUCAGAAAGUUACACUCGGAGCAUAAUACUCUCCAGAUCAUUGUGCAAAAUAUACAUAAUUCUUCCUAGUUUUAUCAUCAGGAAUCGCAAAUGCAAUUCUUUCAUUGUCUACAAA